Messenger RNA from Octodon degus (degu), 1093 nucleotides. RefSeq names its product InaF motif containing 2 (gene Inafm2). The transcript has a single exon. Lineage: Eukaryota; Metazoa; Chordata; Mammalia; Rodentia; Octodontidae. The record is from RefSeq and is a predicted model, not a curated record. The coding region runs from base 134 to 592 and encodes 152 amino acids.
UGAGGAGCAGCGGCGGAGUGCGGAGCCGCCGGGAACCGAGGGCGCCGGGCCGCCCCCUGUCCAGUCGUCGCAGGCCGCCAGGCCCCCUCCAGCCGGGGCCGUGGAGCACCGGGGCAAAGGCCGGGGCCCCCCCAUGAAGGAGCGCGACGCGGGCCCGGCCGAGCGGGGCAAGCCGGCCACCUACACCGGGGACAAGAAGGCGAAGAUGGCGGCCAAGACCAACAAGAAGUGGGUCCGGCUUGCCACCGUGUUCGCCUACGUGCUCUCCGUGUCGCUGGCCGCCAUCGUGCUGGCGGUCUACUACAGCCUCAUCUGGCAGCCGGUGGGCGCCGGGACUUCUGGGGGAGCCGCGGGCCCGCCUUCCGGCGGCUCCAACGCCACUGGCCCGUCCGGGACUUCGGGGGCGGCGGCCGCCGGGCCCAACGGCACCCGGUCGUCCCGCCGUGAGGCGCCGCGCGACGCGCCCCCGCUGCAGGCGGCGAGGCCGGAGCCCCCGGAACCCCCUGCGGACAGUCCCCUGGCUGGGCCGCUAGAUCGUCCGCGGAGCGCGGAUGAGGAGGAGGAGGCAGAGGCGGCGCCCCGGAGUCACUGAGUCCCCGCACCGGGGGCGGCAGGGAGCCAUACUCCCCAAGCUCGGAGGCUGGACUUUGCAGCAGCACGGGGCAGGAGUGACUCCCCCGGAGUGAACGGCCCCCCAAACACACACCUAUGAUCGCCAGCUCACCCGGAGCCGGUGGCCCGCAACCGGAUCUUCAGGGACCACGAUUCGCCAGGGACUGGGGUUUGAUCUUCCCAGGACCAUGCUGCGCCAGGGCCCAGAGCCCUGAGGAGGGGUGUGGGGGGGAUCUUAGCACCGAACCCUUCUGUGCUGAAGCGCGGGUGUUUCCUAUAUGCAGGGGUGACUGGGACUUUCCCCCAGGACUCAGGGGAAGAGGGAGCUGUAAGGGGCUCUUUUUUAAUAAGCUGAAGCUCUCAAAAGGAAGAGGGCACCAAAAGUAGUGGAGCUCAGGUAUGUCAACCUAGUUGCUGUGGCCAGAAAUGCAUUUAAUUUAUAGAUCCCUGUAUAUAGUUAUUGACAUAUGCACUAGCAGCU